This is a messenger RNA of Neurospora tetraspora, 980 nucleotides long. RefSeq lists its product as uncharacterized. The transcript has 2 exons. Lineage: Eukaryota; Fungi; Ascomycota; Sordariomycetes; Sordariales; Sordariaceae. Bases 223 to 750 code for a protein of 175 amino acids. The record is from RefSeq and is a predicted model, not a curated record.
UAUCCAUCAAGGUCCUCAACUUGUACAAGUAGAGAACCAUAGAAGACAAAUCAACACACCAUCGUGAACACAGUCUGACCAGCAUCCAUUUCCCAACUUGAUCAUUGAGACCAACCCAAACCGACUCAAAGGUCCCUCCCCUAUUCCCAUCUGGACCAACUCAGGAUUCGGAAAGUCAACAGUCAACCACCUCAACCAUCUCAUUUCAUACCCUCACUCAAAAUGUGCGGCCCCGAAACCCCGUCCUCAACACCACGGGUCGGUGCCCGAGUCGACUUCUUUUCUCCUUCUUCAUCCUCCUCAAGGGACCGUCACCUCCUAGGCAACCUCCUCUUCCUCAACCCAUCCACCCCCAACAGCCAACAAGCCACCCACUUUUCGUUCAUCAGCCCAUCAACAUCUUCAUCAUCAACAACAACGACGAUGUUGUCCAGCAAGGAUUCCUUGAGGGAAAGAGACUCCUCGGGUUCUUCAGACUCUUCAGAUUCCGAGCUCGAUAAUCGCGUGAUUGUUUCUAUACAGGGAUGGUUUGCUGAUACAGUGACUAGUCAAACCGGGGAUAUGACCAAGUCCGUUCAUGAGUGCGGGCUGCUGAAGCAAUUUACCCUGGACGAAAAGAGCUGUCGGAUGUGCGCUUUGAAAGAGAACCUGUCUAUCAGUGUUGGGCAGGACGGCAUCAUUGGGAGGAGGGUGUCGAUGAUGAGGGGAGGGGUGGUGCUUGGUGACGGGAUUGUUGGGUAUAAUUGUUGAUUUAUGAGGGUUAUAUGAACAUGGGACUUGGGUGGCGCUUUGGGGAUGGGAUCUGGGUUAAGAGCAUUAGUAUGUUGGGAGUUUCAUGGGGGGAGUUGGCUGGUUAGGUUUCUUCUAUCAUACCUUGUUGAUGCAUUAGUUCGGCGUUGCUCAAAGAAGUUCUCAGGCAGAACACAAGGCAUUGAAUCACAAGAGCGGAAGACCAGAUAGCUAGAGGAAGAUGUGAACAC